Phanerochaete carnosa HHB-10118-sp is the source of this 2788-nucleotide messenger RNA. RefSeq lists its product as uncharacterized. NCBI's taxonomy places the organism in Eukaryota, Fungi, Basidiomycota, Agaricomycetes, Polyporales, Phanerochaetaceae. Gene Ontology annotation, biological process: cell division. Gene Ontology annotation, molecular function: protein binding. The coding region runs from base 73 to 2349 and encodes 758 amino acids. The record is from RefSeq and is a predicted model, not a curated record. The transcript is spliced from 10 exons.
ACCGCCGUGCGAUUCAACCGACUACCUCCUGCUGAUUUGCUGCUCCGAAUAUUUGUUUGAAAACACUGAAAUAUGGCAGAGACUCCGCAGAGCAACAACAGCUUUGCUAUUCCGCCGGUCCCGAACUUACUCUCGCCCACGAGCUCAAGAACUCGCCACUCCAUUGGGUCUUCUUUCUCCUUCGGUCCCCAGUCACUCAUCAACUCUCUAACGGAGGCAAAUCAGAGCACCAUAGCGUCAAACAAUCGCUCGUUUGCUCUCGAUCCCAAUCGCUCUAUACUACCAGCAACGCCGUUCAGGUCUUCACCUCGUCCACCUCGGCGGGCGAAACCUACCACAUCUGUGCGACAUCCUUUGGCCAACGAUAGGACCAGUGUGUUUCAGGAUUCAGACAACGAAGAGGAAGAAGAGGAUGGGCACUACGAGUGGGGCAUGAUCGACAGGAUGAGGCUCUGGAGGCACGACGCGCUCAUGCAGCAUCUGUAUGACACUGCGGCAUUCUGGGGAGACAAGAUCGUCAACUGGACAAACGAUCCAAAUGACGCGUUCUGGCUCGCGCAGACCUACUUUCUCACUCAUCAAUACGCGCGUGCCGAGCGAUUGCUCACGCGUCCGUUCCCUACAGCACCUCCGAACCUGCCGCCGGCCGCUGGAGGCGGAGUCAAUGGUCACGCAGACUUCAAGGGCAAGGGGAAAGAGCUGCUAACAGACAUGCACACAUUCGCGAACUUGCCCAGCCAAACGCGUCUACCAGUCGGUGGUCCAGGAGAGAUGAUCAACGUCGCAGUCGACAAUCAGGAAGGCGUCUCGCGCCUAGUGGAUAUGAGCGUCGCUUGCAGGUACCUUGCUGCACAAUGUCAGGUGCGCCAGGGCAAGUGGACAGAGGCGACAGAGAUGCUCGGCGAAGCAAACCCUUUUCGCGGUUCAGCCAACAGCGGACCCGCGGUCCCCAAUAUGGAUGGCGGGAUCAAAAUUGAAGCUUCCAUGUGCCAUCUCCGUGGCUUGCUCAUGCUGAAGCUCAAUCGAGGUGACCAGGCGAAGAACUGUUUUGUCGAGGCGCUCGCUUUGGACGUGAAGUGCUAUGAAGCCUUUGAACAGCUCAUAAGUGGGGAAAUGAUGACUCCUAUCGAAGAAUGGGAAUUUGUGCAGUCUUUGGCGUAUAAGGAGCAGACACCGAAAGACGCAGAGUUCGUAAGGAUGAUUUACACGUCGCGGUUACGCAAGUACAAGCAUGCAGAGGAACACGCACUUGCCCGGCGGAAACUAGUGGAAGAUUAUGGUCUGGGCGAUAACCCGGAUGUGCUCUUCAGUUUCGCGGAUGCGCUGUACUCACAUUUCAGAUGGGCAGACUGCUUCGCCGUCACGUCGAGGUUCAUUCUGAGCUGCUACUUUCUUGCGCGAAGAAUACUGGGUCUCGUCUCCGUGCAUGCGCCAACAAUGCCCUUGCAUAUAGCAUGCCUAUAUCAUUUAUCGCAUUUACACUCCAAGCUCUUCAUUCUUGCACAUGAGCUCGUCGAAAAGGAACCAGAGAACCCGAUAAGCUGGUAUGCGGUCGGAGUAUGGUACCUCACCGCGAAGAAAUGGUCGGAGGCUAGGACAUACUCUAGCAAAACGUCGCUAAUGGAUCCUCGUUUUGCACCAGCGUGGGUGGCAUUUGCGCAUACUUUUGCUUUCGAAGGCGAGCACGACCAUGCUGUCACGGCGUACUCCACCUGCGCGCGGAUGUUCACGGGGUCACAUCUACCUCUUACGUUCGUCGGCAUGGAGCAUCUUGUCUUGUCCAAUCUAUCGCUGGCAGACGAGGCGCUCUAUGCUGCUCACUCCAUGUGCGACGGCGACCCGCUACUAACCAAUGAACGCGGCGUUAUGGCGUUCAACCGCGGAAACUACGAAGAGGCGGCAAAUAUGUUCAAGCAGGCGAUCGAGCUCGCGCAGCUAACACAGACAUCCGAAACGGCAUGGGCGGCGACCUACGUCAAUCUCGGGACAUGCUACCGGAAGCUCAAACGUUUUCCUGAGGCGAAGGCGGCAUACGAACGCGUGUUGCAACUCGAGCCGCGGAACGCCCCAGCUCUUGGCUUCCUCGGCAUGGUGUACCACCUCAUGUAUGAUCUCGACAGUGCGAUCAUCAAAUACCAUGAGUGCCUGAGCGUCGACCCCAUCAACGGCCACGCCCUGGAGCUCCUCAGCCUGGCGCUCGAUUCAAAUGUAACUACAGGUUUAAUGGCACAGAAAGGUCUGUCGGGUGGAGAAGAAGAGUGGGCGCGUAAGAUGCGCGAGCACAGGAAGAAGGGCAAGGGCAAGGCGCCUGAGCGCGGGAUGGAGGACAAUGACUUUAUGAGCACAUAGCUCAGCAGUGUCGUUUCCGUAGCCGUGAUAAUUUUUUUUUGGGAUUCAGGUCAUCCACUUCCUCCACAUGUGCCGAAGACAACAGGUAGACAUCGCCUCCAGGUUUGAAAUAUCAUUCAUGAUACUGUCGCGCCCUCUUUCAUUAGUGAGAUGUAUAUCUGUACUUUGUGUGGCACAGCGCAGAAUAGACACUCGAGCUGUCAGCGCAAACACAUUGCUUAUAUAUAUCGACCACGAAGCAGUCAAUUCACAACACUGAUAGUACAUCGUCCAGUCCAGUCCAAAGUCCUACAGUCCGCAUCGCAUCUCCUGCCUCUUGCCCCGCAGUGAGUCCCAGCACGGCUGUUCAUGAGCACUUAUCAUACUCAUACGUGUCCGGCUUAGAGGGUAAUGGGCGCGCAGCCGAUAGAGACAAGGGAGCCCUGGUUUUGAUCGUCAG